GCACCUGCAGCUUGUUCAUGACUCAAACCCACAGAUCCUCCUCCUCCUCUUUCUUCUCCGUCUGUGUCGUGUCUCUCCGGGAAUGAGAAGGAGCGAUGGCGGGCUGUGGCAGCGAGGAGAAAGCUUACCGCCGCUUCCUGGAGCUCUUUCUGCGGGAGAUGCGGCCGCCGCUGCGCGAGGACUCACCUGUGCCCGCGCGCCCUUUGUCGGACUCGGUGGUGGAGGACGAGGUGGAGGGGGAAUGUCUCGACCUGUGUCUGCAGCACCUGUGCAAAUAUAACUGUCCGUUCCCGCUGGCGGCAGGUUUGGCCCGUGGUACAGCUGACAGCGUUCUACAGACUGAUCUCUCCAGCUGUCACCUCCCCAAGCCCACAGAGGACGGCACAGAGACUGAAACCAUUCCUCAGAUCGAGGCAGUGAAAUUGGCUCGUCUGGUCUUCAAUAAGCUGUGUGAGACAUGUUGCGUGUGGCUGAAGGGUUUCCCGCCGCGACGCCGCUCUCAGGCCUACUACGAGACCUCCAUCCAUGCCAUUAAAAACAUGCGCCGCAAGAUGGAAGACAGGCACGUCAUCAUACCCGACUUUAACACGCUCUUCAACCUGCAGGAUCAGGAGGAGCAGGCGUUCUUUGCCGUGUUCGAUGGUCACGGUGGUGUCGACGCUGCAACCUACGCUGCAAAUCACCUCCAUGUCAACCUGGUGAGGCAGGAGAUGUUCAGCCAGGACCCCGCAGAAGCUCUGUGCCGAGCCUUCAAACUCACUGACGAGCGCUUUGUACAGAAAGCGUCACGAGAGAACCUGCGCUGUGGCACCACUGGGGUCGUGACCUUCCUCCGAGGCCGGACUCUGUACGUUGCCUGGCUUGGAGACUCGCAGGUCAUGCUGGUGAAAAAAGGACAACCAGUGGAACUGAUGAAACCCCACAAACCAGAUCGAGAGGAUGAGAAGCGACGGAUCGAAGCUCUCGGUGGGUGCGUGAUUUGGUUCGGGACGUGGCGAGUGAAUGGCAGCUUGUCUGUAUCAAGAGCCAUUGGAGACUCUGAGCACAAACCGUACAUCUGCGGUGACGCUGAUCACGCACUGUUUCCUCUGGAUGGCACUGAGGAUUACCUGAUCCUGGCGUGCGAUGGUUUCUAUGACACUGUGUGUCCGGAGGAGGCGGUGCGCGUCGUCUCGGAUCACCUUCAGGAGAAUAAUGGAGACACUGCCAUGGUGGCGCACAAACUGGUGGCCUCAGCGCGUGACGCCGGCUCGAGCGACAACAUCACAGUCAUCGUAGUUUUCCUCAGAGACCCACGAGCUCCGCCCCCAUCUGACGAGCAGCAGGAUGAAGAAGAGCUGGAACCUGAGGAGGAAGUGGAAGAAGAAGAAGAGGUGGAAGAAGAGGAGACAAUGCAGGGCGAGUUGGUGUGUCAGGAUGGCGGCGGGGAGAACGGAGGGAAAGUGCGCAGCGGCUGGCCCCUGCAGCAGUGCUCUGCUCCUGCUGAUCUGGCCUACGAAGAGCGCACCGACUCCUUCACAGACAGGACGAGCCUGAGCACCACAGGGCCUGAUCUCCCACUCAUGACCGGCGGCUGCUUCUGUCCCGUUCUCAGCAGGUCAGACCUGGGCCUGAGAGGAGGAGGAGGGCGACGGCUGGGUCCCAAACCUCAGGUCCCGUCCUGCAGCGGACGCUGGGUGGAAGCGGCAGCUCUGUUCACUCAGCAGGGACGGAGAAAGAGGAGGAUGGACGAAGAGUUGGAGCGCAGGAUGGAGGAAAAGCGGCGUAUCCAAAAGAAGGCAGAGUGCCGCGGUAUCCUGAGCUCCUGGCCUCGACUACCUGAGCCGCUGCGCUACACCGAGACCCAGCCUGGAGUCGCCUUUCCAUGCUUAACACAAGAAUAUGGCAUCUAAACCCCUCCCCUCACAAACACACCCACCAUGUUCACAUUAGCAUUUCCUCCUGCAGGUCAAAGCCACAUUUUCCACCCACAUUUCCCCUGAGCCAGCGUUAGUCCCUACUUGAGCCAAGACAUAGAAACACACUCCACUCUGACCUGAUGGAAAAAUUAGUCAGACCAGUGAACGUCUAGGAUGUUCUUCAGAACAAUCUGCCAUUUUUAAAAAUUUAUUUAUUUCUGUGUUAGUUUAAAGAAUGUCAAUUCUGACUUCUCGUCAUACAGGUAGUUACCGGUAACUAAGUAGUGUGUCGUUCCUGUCGUUUAGAAAAGGAUGCUCACUCGCUGAGCCAACACCUUGCGAUUAAAAGUUGUUUGCCUUUUAACAGUGAAAAGGAAUACAAUUCUGUUCACAUUUAAAACCUAAUACUGAUUUCUGUACACACUAGGG
Neoarius graeffei (lesser salmon catfish) is the source of this 2327-nucleotide messenger RNA. It is a transcript of the gene ppm1e, whose product is annotated as protein phosphatase, Mg2+/Mn2+ dependent, 1E. Gene Ontology annotation, biological process: negative regulation of protein kinase activity; protein dephosphorylation. Gene Ontology annotation, molecular function: cation binding; protein serine/threonine phosphatase activity. The transcript has 7 exons. The record is from RefSeq and is a predicted model, not a curated record. NCBI's taxonomy places the organism in Eukaryota, Metazoa, Chordata, Actinopteri, Siluriformes, Ariidae. Bases 96 to 1892 code for a protein of 598 amino acids.